UUCCAUAUAUAUAUGUAGAUGGGUUGAUGUGUAUUUACAUUCGAGAGUACUAUUACGUAAUUAUCUAUGCAUCGGAGUCAACACUGAAAACGACAAUAAUCAAACCCUCCCCGUCGAACACCGCAUAUGGAGCUUAAGCCCGGCCUCUCCGCUCUCGUCACCGGCGGCGCCUCCGGCAUCGGCCGAGCACUGGCGUUGGCCCUAGCGCAGAAAGGAUUUUUCGUCACUAUCGUCGAUUUUUCUGAAGAAAGGGGGAAACAAGUUGCGUCGCUAGCUGAAAAGGAACUCUCCAAGUUUCACGGCGGACUUGGAUUUCCGCCCGUUCGAUUUAUCAAAUGCGACGUUACUGAAUCUAAUGAACUUGCUGCGGCUUUUAAGAAGCAUGUUGAGACUUACGGAGGAUUGGAUGUCUGUAUUAACUGUGCGGGGAUUGCUACUCCGAUUCCGUUUUACAAGGAUCAGACUGAUGGCUCUAAAUCCUGGAGACGCGCUGUUGAUAUCAAUUUCGUUGCGGUUAUUGAUUCCACUCGCCUCGCGAUUCGAGCAAUGCAAGUAGCUAAAAAGCCUGGUGUGAUUAUUAAUGUCGGCUCUGCUGCCGGGUUGUAUCCAAUGAUUGCUGAUCCUAUUUACUCUGGCUCCAAAGGGGGAGUAGUUCUAUUUACCAGAGCAAUGUCUAUUUACAAGCGUCAAGGAAUCCGUGUUAAUGUACUUUGCCCUGAGUUUGUUGAAACCGACUUGGCCUCCAAGAUGGACUCUAAGUUUAUUGAUAUGAUGGGCGGCUUCAUGCCCAUGGAAAUGGUUGUGAAAGGUGCCUUUGAACUUAUUAGCAAUGAAAGUAAAGCUGGGUCUUGCUUGUGGAUAUCUAACAGAAGAGGAAUGGAGUAUUGGCCAACUUCUUUAGAAGAAGAAAAAUAUCGUGUAUUCCCCAAGACUUCGAUAAGAAAAUCUGCAGAUGUCAUCCCAGUGAAUAUUCAGAUCCCCUCAAGUUUUGAGAAAAUUGUUGUCCACACUCUAAGUCACAACUUCCGUAAUGCGACAAGUGUAGUACAGGCGUCACUGAGAUUGCCACUUAAACCAGAUUAUGUUCUUUUGAAAAUCAUAUAUGCUGGCGUUAAUGCUAGUGAUGUUAAUUUUAGCUCUGGAAGGUACUUUAGUGGUGGCAGCAAAGACACUGCUUCUCUCCUUCCAUUUGAUGCUGGCUUCGAGGCUGUGGGUAUAAUUGCUGCUGUAGGUGAUUCAGUUAAACGCUUAAAAGUUGGCACUCCAGCUGCAAUCAUGACAUUUGGAAGUUAUGCUGAAUUCACAAUGGUACCCUCAAAACACAUCCUUCCAGUGGCGAGACCAGAUCCAGAAGUCGUUGCUAUGCUCACUUCUGGUCUAACAGCAUCUAUUGCUUUAGAGAAGGCAGCACAAAUGGACUCGGGGAAAACAGUCCUUGUCACUGCCGCUGCAGGCGGAACAGGACAAUUUGCUGUCCAGCUGGCAAAAUUUGCUGGAAAUAAGGUUAUUGCAACCUGUGGAGGAAAAGACAAAGCCAAGCUUUUGAAAGAUUUAGGAGUGGAUCGUGUUAUCGACUAUAAAACCGAAAAUAUCAAAACUGUUCUAAAGAAUGAGUUUCCUAAAGGUGUUGAUAUUGUAUACGAGUCCGUUGGUGGUGAAAUGUUCAAUCUAUGUCUGAACGCUUUGGCAAACUAUGGACGCCUUGUUGUGAUUGGAAUGAUUUCUCAGUAUCAAGGAGAAGAAGGGUGGAAGCCACAGAAUUAUACCGGAUUAUGUGAAAAGAUUCUCGCCAAAAGCCAGACUGUGGCUGGCUUUUUCUUAGUACAAUAUGCUAACCUUUGGCAAGAACAUCUAGAUAAGCUAGUAGAUCUACAAUCCUCGGGGAAGCUCAAGGUUUCUCUAGACCCGAAACAGUUCUUGGGCGUUCGUUCUGUUGCCGAUGCAGUUGACCAUCUUCAUUCUGGUCAAAGUGUUGGCAAGGUUGUUGUUUGCAUUGAUCCAAGUUUCAGCCCUCGUCCGGCUAAAUUGUGAAGGUCAUAUUAAUUAAUUGGCAAGUAUUUAAUUAGCUAUUUUCUCAUGCAAAUAAAAUGAAUAAAAUAAUGUGGCUUGAUUUCACACACGCACGCAGCACGUGUAAUAAAGAGAAACAAUAACCAUAAGAAUAUACUCCUAUAUUAUAUAC
This is a messenger RNA of Erythranthe guttata (spotted monkey flower), 2182 nucleotides long. RefSeq names its product ARP protein (REF). NCBI's taxonomy places the organism in Eukaryota, Viridiplantae, Streptophyta, Magnoliopsida, Lamiales, Phrymaceae. Gene Ontology annotation, cellular component: mitochondrion. Gene Ontology annotation, molecular function: oxidoreductase activity; zinc ion binding. The record is from RefSeq and is a predicted model, not a curated record.